CCUUCGCCACAGCCAACAAGAGAGUCGAGGCGAGAGAGGAGGAGAGUUUCGGAGUCAGCGGACUUCGGCCUGCCCUUUUGGCUUUCGGUUUGAAAACCCCCAUCUUCCUUCCUGAACGGAUUUCUCUCUUUCUAGUAGUAAUUUUUAUCCCUCUCCCUUCACCAUCUUAUUUUUUCCAGUUUUUCUUGCCUUCAAAUAGAGUCCAGUAUUAUUUAUACACCAAUUUUAUAUACUACUGCUGCUACUGAUUACAUCAAUCAACCAUCCUCCAAGAAGCUCACAUCAAUUUUUGUUCCUGAAAAUUUAAAUACCAUAUUAGAUUGUGGUGUAGAUAUUUAGUUUUCUCUCGUCCAAGUUAACUACAACAAUAUACAUACAUACAUAUAGAUGCAGCCAGCCUCAUAGCCCUCUCUCCACUUGGGUCCCAAAUGAAAACCUUCCUAUUUCAAUUCGGUCUUGAGCUUCUUUUAUCUUAAUUGAUGUGCCCGGAUUUUCAUACACACUCGUCGUUGGGUAUGUCAGGGCCACAAUAUUUUGUCCUUAAAGAAGAUGAAGAAGGAGGAGAAGGAGAAGGAGGAGAAGAGAAAGAGUCAAAAUCCAAGAUUGAGUCAAAAGACACGUCGCGAAAUUCAGAUGGGCUCGAAGAAGUUGCACCCAAGAAUAUUUCCUCCUCAAUUCCAGAAAAUCCUUUAGAAGAAAAGAAAGAAUUCGACGCCGAUGAUGAUGAUGAUGAUAAAGUAGAUAAAUGUGGUGAAACAUCAGUUUCGUCAACGGAAUCGGAAAAGCCAUGCCCACUGUCAGUAGGGGCAUCGACGGCGGAGGUAGCAGAUGACGAUGAGGGUUUCAGAACUCCAACGUCCCCCAGUCACAAAAUCCCAGUGAUCACACAAUGCCCACCGGCUCCCAAGAAAACCACACAGAAAUCAAACCCAGCAUCCAUAAAAAGAAAAGGUUCUCCAACAGCAACACGCCGAGCCCUCCAUCUUGAUCUGUCCUCAGAGGUUGAGUCAAUGUUCCCUCCACUGAUUCAAGAUGAUGAUGCGGACGGCAAGACCAAGAAAGCUCGAAGAGAUCAUGAUCAUAAUUCGGCCGAAUAAACUUUGAUUAUCUAUUUUUCCGCGACUGGAUGAAGCGUGCAAUAACUGUGUAUUUAUGGGGACUUUGUUGCUCAAAGGCGCAAUGUAAAUGUAUGCUGGGAGAUUUGAUUAGCAAUUUGGUGAACAACUCUGUUGAAUGAAACCAGGAAAGAAGCAUCAAGAAAGCAGAAAUUUGGAGCUUAACUGCUGCUGAGCUUAUUUAGGUUCGUCAAACUUUCUUCACAUGUACAUAGCUGGUAUCCUAGGCUGAUGACAUUUGCAAGAUGAUUAAUUAGCAGUAGUUGAGUGGCCCAAAAAAACAGAAAAAAAAAAGAAGAAGAAGAAGGACACGCGUGUUUGUGCGUGCGGCACCGCUCCUCCACUCUCAGUCUCAAGAAACAUUCACUGCAGUCAUCCUUGCCUGCUGCUAUUAAAUCAUAAGUAGUAUUUAAGGCCGGUGCAGAUUUGUUACUUUCAGUCAUUUAUAGCACCUGCGCCUGCCUCUGCCUGCACCCCCGCAGCGGCUUCUAUCUCUUUGUCCACUCAAAGUUUCAAACCCCUAACUUCUCAUACCAGUAAGUACUAUUGAGAUAGUAUAUACUACUAGCAUUUGCUAAAUUUAUAUAUGAUUGAAUUCUGUUAAGAUUUUACUUACUUUAUUGGCUUACUACGAUAUGUUAGUGCUACUCGCAUUUGCUUGUAACUUUCAUUGUAGAUAUGUUUGUUGAUAGAAGCUUCCUUCGUA
Molecule: messenger RNA, 1821 nt
Organism: Coffea eugenioides
Lineage: Eukaryota; Viridiplantae; Streptophyta; Magnoliopsida; Gentianales; Rubiaceae
Product: cyclin-dependent protein kinase inhibitor SMR3
Exons: 2
Coding region: 480-1097 (205 amino acids)
Biological process (GO): regulation of DNA endoreduplication
Source: RefSeq, a predicted model, not a curated record